Messenger RNA from Drosophila arizonae, 5123 nucleotides. RefSeq names its product Growth arrest specific protein 8 (gene Gas8). The record is from RefSeq and is a predicted model, not a curated record. Gene Ontology annotation, cellular component: microtubule; Golgi apparatus; motile cilium. Gene Ontology annotation, molecular function: small GTPase binding; microtubule binding. Gene Ontology annotation, biological process: cell motility. NCBI's taxonomy places the organism in Eukaryota, Metazoa, Arthropoda, Insecta, Diptera, Drosophilidae.
UCACAAAUUCACACUUAGACACAGAUUGAAAAUAUAUAAAUAUAUAUUUAUAUGCAUAAAUAUAAAUAUAUUUGUGAAAUUUAUUGGCUGGCCAAGCGGUUGCUUGGCAUUUGUUAAAGCGCCGACAAUCCCAGCUGGUAACUCUGGGCGACCAACGACAAUAGCAACAGCAACAACAACAACAGCAACAAUAAUAACAAACAAUAACAAAAUUAACUGCUCGGCCCGGCACAAAUUAUAAUCAAAAUUCAAAGAGCUUGCAGCACAUUCUCGCUGGAUAAGGGCAAAUCUCUGGGAACUCUACAAAAUGAGUAAGAAAGGCAAAAAGGGCAAGAAGUUGCCAGUGCUCAUCGAUGGCGUGGACACGUCCGCCAUGACGCGCGAUCAGCUGGAGGCGUUCUCGCUGCGCCUCAAGGCCGAGAUGGAUCGGGAGCGGGAGGAGCGCAACUACUUCCAGUUGGAGCGCGACAAGAUACGCACCUUCUGGGAGAUCACGCGCCAGCAGCUGGAGGAGGCCAAGUUCGAGCUGCAGCAGAAGGACAAGGAGAUCGAGGCCACGCAGGAUCUGGCGGACAUCGAUACCAAGCACAUCAUGCAGCAGAUGAAGCAUCUGCAGUUCGAGAACCACAGCAAGCUGGGCGAGGUGCGCGCCGAGGCGAUGACCCAACUGAAGGUUGCCCAGGAGCACCAUCUGCUCCAGGAGCUGGAGCUGCAGACGGACAAGCGCCAGCUACGCCGCAUUGUGCGCGAACGCAUCGAGAUGAGCGACAUGCAGCAUCGCCAGCUGGAGGCGCACUACAACCAGCAGCUGCUAGAGCAGCGUCUGCAGUUUGAGAGCGAGCGCAAGGACAACGAUCGCCUGCAUGACGAGAAGAUGAGGGAGCAGCGCAACAAGCUCGAGCUCUUCUUCAACGCGCAGAUGUUCGAGGUGGAGGAGCGCAAGAAUCAGCAGAUCAAGGACCUGCAGGACCAUCACGAUCUGGCAUUCAACGACAUGAAGAACUAUUAUAACGACAUCACACUGAACAACCUGGCGCUCAUUGGCAGCAUGAAGGAGCAAAUCGAGCAGCUGCGCCGCCAGGCCGACCGCAGCGAUCGCAUCGCCGCCGAGGCAACCACUGAGAGUCGCCGGCUCAAGGAGCCGCUGGAGCAUGCCAAGACCCAUCUGAAGGAGCUGCAGCGCAAGCUGGAGUUCUACGAGCGCGACAAGCUGCAGCUGGCCCGCCUCAAGAAGAGCAACACCAUACUGGAGAAGAAGGUGAAGAGUCUGAUGUGGGAGUCGGAGACGCUGCUGCUGCGCAACGAUGCUCUGGUCAGCGAGCGGGCCAAUCUGAAGGCGCGCUUCAACGAGGUCAUCGUCGAGCUACAACAGAAGACCGGCCUGAAGAACGUGCUGCUCGAGCGCAAGAUUGCCGCUCUGCUGCGCGAGGACGAGAAACGCAGCAUCAUCAUGCGCAGGACGAUUGCCGCGUGUGCCCCCGACUUCCCCGGUAAGCUGGAGGCCGUGGAGAAGACCGUCAGCGAUGUGGUCGACACCAAGAACCAGACCAUCAUCGAUCUGCGUUACGAGCUGUCCAAGGCCUGGAAGGCCCACGACGAUCUGCUCGAGACAUACGAGUGCAAGCUCAAGCAAUAUGGCAUCCCGACCGACGAGCUGGGCUUCGAGCCAAUACGCGAGCGGGCCAACAAGCAGCUCUACAUCUGCGGGCCCGCCGGCAUUGUCACCGAGAACAACACUAAUUCAGUGUUUUGCCGGCGCGCAUGUUCUCUAGUUUUACGUUUUGUUUUCGUUAAGCAAUUCUGUGUUUCCAGCGCCUUGGCCAUUGCCAUGUUGCGUACACACCUCUUCCAAAAUGUGCGCCUGCGGUUUCAAUUACGACGCGUUGCAGUUGGAGCUGCCAUUGCGCCGCCAACGGCACGUGGAUGUCUGCAUUAUGCAACGCCAAUGAUCAGCAGGACAACAAUGCCGGCACUGCAGCCACUUGCAUAUAGCUAUACGACGGCAGCAACCACACCAGUUGCACGACCCGCAUCGUCGAACAAGAAGCGCGUAGCGAAGGCCAAUGACCGCGGGAACACCAUCGCCAGCCUCGAUGAUCUGUGGACGCAGCUUGAGCAACAUUAUCAGCAGCACAAUGUGCUCCGCCAAGAGCACUGCGAACGUCUGCUGGCACUGCUGGAGGGCUCACCCAUGGGAGUGCAAAACACACUAACUGCCGAACAGCUGCACUUUCUGUUGGGCGCCUGUGUGCCGGAGCUGUUGCCAGUGCUGAGCAGCCGAGAACGUGGGGAUCUGUUUCGGCGAUUGUGGGCGCAGCUGCUGAAAGUGGAGCAACCGUCCAUGGCGCACUAUCACACCCAGCUGCAGAUGCUGCACGAGAACCAGCUGCCGUUGGCCGACCAUCGUGCUCUACUGGCCGAGAUUGCCGCCUACAAUGGCGCGGCAGAUGCAAGCCUCUACAGCGCCCUGCUGGAUGUGGCCGGCGCCAGCGGGAACAUGCGACAGGCUACCGAGCUGCUGAGUGACAUGCGUCAGCGCAACUUUCCUCUCUCUGAGCGUAACUUUCACGCCCUCCUUCUGGGCCAUGCGCGCAGCGGAGAUCUACCAGGCGUCGAGACGGUCCUCAGCAGCAUGCGCGCGGCGGGCAUAACGCCCAGUGCCAGCACCCAGGCCCUGUGCUUCGUCGCCUACGUGGAGAACGACGAGCUGCCCAGGGCGCGCGACCUGCUCCGGCAGCACGCGGGCAGCUUCAAUGCGCCGCAGCUUAUGCAAAUGCUGCGCGCUGUGCUGGCCCAGCAGCAGGUGGAUGAGCAACUAAUGCAGCAGCUGGUGUCACAGCUGCCUGCGGAUUAUGUGAACGAUAUCGACGUGCCGCCGGCCAUCAACAGUCUCUGCAUCCAGAUGCUGUACAGAGAUCAGGCGGCUCUGAUGAUCCAACUGGUGGGGAUGCUGCCGGCGCCCAAGUUUAACGAGAAGCAAAACAUCGAUGGAUAUGCAGCGUACCUGCUACAGGAGCUCUUCCGCGCCCGCACACCCCUCGAGCAGAUGCUGCAGUUUGCUUUCCAGCUGCGCCAGCGCGGCCAGAAUCCGCGCGCCUUGGAGGUGCUCACUGAGUUGGCGCUGCGUCGUCAACCUUCGAUUGCCUUGAGCUGCCUGGAAGCACUGAAUGCAGCGGGCGAGCCACUGCGUCCGCACUACUUCUGGCCCUUGCUGCUGCAGCAACACAAGCGCGAGGGCGAGAGCGGCGUGCUCCGGGUGCUGGGCGAUAUGCAGCGCCUGGGCGUGGAGUGCGACGAGCCGACGCUGCGACAAUAUGUCCUAGCCAAUCUAAACCAGACGCUGCAGCAGCCGGUGCAGGCGCUGCAGCAGCUAGACGCUGUGGGCGUGCGCCCCUCCCAGGCGCUGGUGCACGUGCUCAGCCAACUGCUGCAGCAUCUGGAGCUGCAGCCAGCGCUCGAUCUGCUGCAGCGCUACCCGACACGCCUCCAGCUGACGACGCUGCUUCAGCCGUUGGCUACGCUGGCUGUGCACAUGCGUGCGACUAAGCGCUUCGAGGCCUUCGCCCAGCUGAUCCAGACAUUGCAGCAGCGAUCACUGCAGCGCCAGGAUGACUUCGUUGGUGCACUGCUGCUGCAGAUGUGCGGGCCACAGACGCGCCUACGCCAGGAGCCGGCAUCGCUGUUGCGCUUCCUGCACGAGAUGCAGCGUCUGCAGCUGCACAUCUCACCGGCGGCAGCCGAGUCGCUGUUGAGCCUGGGCAGCAACAGCGAUGUGGACACACGAGAAUCGCUGGCCAAGACGCUGCAGAAGAUGCGCAACGCGGAGCUGAAGCUACCAGCGGAUACCGUCUUGGCCGUUGGCGGCUUCAUCAAGCAUCCGCGCGACAUGUCGCGAGAAGAGCUCGAGUGCCAUCUCAUCGAACUGGAGGCCAAGCAGCUGAAUACGCGCGGCGUGCUGCGGCGCCUGCUGCAGUUGAGCGUGCGCGACGGCCACUUGGAGCGGGCGCUCGAACUGCAGGCCAAGUGCGAUGCUCUACGGGUGCAGACCAGCGCUGGGAUGCUGGCCGCCAUCUUUGAUCUGCACAUCAAGCUGAAGAACCUGCCACGUGCUCAGCAGAGCCUGCAGCGCCUACAGACCACAUAUCCAGGUUUCCUUCUGGAUGAGCACAAGCUGAUUGAUUACGCCGCUCUGCUGGUGGAGAAGGGUCAGCUGGAAGAGGCCAAGGAGCUGCUGCAGCAGCGCGCCGCCCAGCACAAGGUCAAUGGCGGCGACUAUGUCAUCAAGAAUGUCUGGCAGCUGCUCACGAAUGUUGCCAAAAUGGCAAAGGACUCUGCAUCCGGGUCCGCAUCCACGAGCCCCACGCUGGAGAUGUUCAACUUUCUGCGCAAGCUGGGCUAUUGCCAGACGCACAAUGCUCUGCUGGGUCCUGUGCUGCGGGAGUGGCUCUAUCGCGGUGAUAUGGAUGGCGCCGUGGCAGAGUUUCAGCGCCUGGCCACGCGGCACAACCACACGCCGCUUCAGUUCGAGCUGCUGUCGCUGCUGGUGAAGCUCAGCAACGGCGACGAGACGGAGCUGGCACGUUUUCCAGGCAUGACCAAGGAGUCAGCACAGCAGCAUCUGGUCACGGUCACGUCGACGGUCAGCCGAGUGCACGGCGCAGCCAAUAUGAACAGCGCCCUGCUGCUGGCUCUGGCCGAGUCGGGCACUGAGACGCAGCUGCGUCGGCUUAUCAUCAAUCCAGAGUUCCGGCUCAAUCACGACCUGCUGCUGAAGAACUGCGAGCACCUGGGCCAAGAGGGCGCCGUGCGCACUCUCCUGCGUCUGGCUCGUGGUGUCCGAGGCCUGCAACGCACCAUUGACGAGCAGCGCAUCUACGACAUGCUGCUCUCCCAGUUCACGAAGACCAACAACUACGAGGGCGCCCUCGAUCUCUACGAGCGCCUGGAGGCCGACGACGAGCUGAAGGUCUCACAGGAGUUCAUACGUAAUCUGGUCAAGCUGCUGCAGCUGAAUAAUAUAGAGAUUCCCAGCAGCAUUGCUAUGCGUGCUCAGAUUAGAUAGGAUCACAUUUUUAUAUAGAUACGCCUACAAUCUUAAUGCUGUUAUUGUUAAUAUAUUUUUU